Molecule: messenger RNA, 351 nt
Organism: Thalassophryne amazonica
Lineage: Eukaryota; Metazoa; Chordata; Actinopteri; Batrachoidiformes; Batrachoididae
Product: solute carrier family 2, facilitated glucose transporter member 9-like
Exons: 5
Coding region: 1-351 (116 amino acids)
Biological process (GO): monosaccharide transmembrane transport
Cellular component (GO): membrane
Molecular function (GO): hexose transmembrane transporter activity
Source: RefSeq, a predicted model, not a curated record
AUGGCAUCCAAAGCGCAUCAGCAGUCCAUUACAAUAUGUCUACUGAGUGCAGCCAUCUUUGGUGCGCUGGGAUCAUCUUUUCUUUAUGGUUACAACCUCUCAGUGGUCAACGCUCCUGUUCUGUACAAUAAGGCUCUGUACAAUAAGACAUGGAUUGAGAGAUAUGGGCACCCUGUUGGAGGAGAGCUAGGCUCCAUCCUGUGGUCCAUCACAGUGUCCAUAUUUUCUAUUGGAGGCCUUCUUGGAACAUUGUGCGCCACGUUCAUCCUCAAAGUACUGGGAAGUUCCGGGGUCCGGGUCCGGGCUCGUUCCAGGGCCUCGGACGGUCUUCUCAACAUCCCAGGUUGUUGA